UCCUCGUCUAGACGGCAGGGGGCAGCACUGGUCCUAGAGAAGUAGGAGGAAGACGUUGGUGGCUGCUGUGAUUUUAUAACAAUGCUUUAAAUCCGUCAGUUUAACGGUCAACAGUUGUUUCACAAACCUCUCGCUGGAAACAACCGCUGACAAUGAUGGCCUCCAGCUACAAAGACGAGGACGGACACAUCACCGUGUCGGGAUCCGGAGCCGCGGCCGGGGGCGGAGGCGGCUCUCUGCGGAACAAGAAGCCUGAAAACACCGCUUUCAAGCAGCAGAGACUCCCGGCCUGGCAGCCCAUCCUGACCGCAGGGACCGUCCUGCCAGCCUUCUUCAUCAUCGGCCUCAUGUUCAUCCCCAUCGGCAUCGGCCUCUACGUGACGUCCAACAACAUCAAGGAGUUCGAGGUCGAUUACACAGGAGCAGAAAUGUCCAGUCCGUGCUUUACCUGCUCCCAGAACUUCAGCUGGAACAGCACCAAGCCGUGCACCUGCUCCGUCCCCUUCCACCUGGACCAGCCGUACGAAAGCAACGUCUUCAUGUAUUACGGACUCUCCAACUUCUACCAGAACCACCGGCGGUACGUCAAGUCCCGAGACGACAGCCAGCUGAACGGAAACGAGGAGUCCCUCAGGAAACCCAGUAAGGAGUGCGAGCCGUACGCCAAGCAAGGCAACAAGCCCAUCGCGCCGUGCGGAGCCAUCGCCAACAGCAUGUUUAACGACUCACUGGAGCUGAUUUACAACGACCCAAACGGCAGCAAGGUCCAGAUCCCGCUGACGGCCACGGGAAUCGCCUGGUGGACGGACAAACACGUGAAGUUCAGGAAUCCUGGAGCAGAAAACACCAACCUCACCGUCGCUUUCCAAGGGACGACCCGGCCGGUGAACUGGCGCCGGCCCGUGUUCCAGCUGGACUCCGACCCGGACAACAACGGAUUCAUCAACGAGGAUUUCAUCGUGUGGAUGCGGACCGCCGCCCUGCCCACGUUCCGGAAGCUGUACCGGAUCAUCCAGAGGCGGAGCAACGUGCAUCCCACGCUGCCGUGCGGCAACUACACCCUGGAGGUGGUGUACAAUUAUCCGGUGCGGAGCUUCGAGGGCCGGAAGCGGAUGAUCCUGAGCACCAUCUCCUGGAUGGGCGGGAAGAACCCGUUCCUGGGCAUCGCCUACAUCAGCGUGGGCUCCGUCUGCUUCCUGCUGGGCGUCCUGCUGCUCAUCAUCCACCACAAAUUCGGCAACCGCAACAACCCCGCCGAGAUCUCCCACUGAGGGCCGGGCCGGGCCGGAGCGGUUCUGCUGCAGCGUUGACCUUAAAAUCUGCUUCUUUAGAUUCCAACAGCACGGCAGAGCGAGGCGGAACCGGACAGGGAAAGAACCCCAUAAGUUCUGGAGCGACCCGCCGGGUCACACACGUACCGCUCCCACUGCAGGAACCAGGUCCGGCUACCAGGACCGACCCGGGCCAGGAAGUCCAGUAGGUUCCGGUCCGACUCAGAUGACCUGAUGGCGCCUGCUGGUCUGAGGCUCAUCAACGUCCUCAGAGCUCAGCAGAACCUCUGGGUUCUGAUCCAGGAAUUAUCCAGGUCCAUUAUUUACGUUUUGCUGCCGUUUAAUUUUAAUUGUAGAAGAAAAAGCAGGAAAAGAUCCAGAAGAACCUAAAACUGACGUAGAUGAUCAGAGAACAGCGAUCCGUCUGAGCGGUCCUGGUCCUGGUUCUGGUCCUGGUUCUGGUCCUGGUCCUGGUUCUGGUUCCUGCGGUGGGUCUGAGCGUUGCGUUGCUGCAUGUCACGGUGCUGCCGGCCUCCUGGAGCUGUCUGAAGACGUUGUUCUGGUCCUGGUCCAGGUUCUGGUCCUGGUCCAGGUUCCGGUCCAGGUUCUGGUCCAGGUUCCGGUCCUGGUCC
Messenger RNA from Poecilia reticulata (guppy), 1903 nucleotides. RefSeq names its product cell cycle control protein 50A-like. Gene Ontology annotation, cellular component: plasma membrane; Golgi apparatus; endoplasmic reticulum. Lineage: Eukaryota; Metazoa; Chordata; Actinopteri; Cyprinodontiformes; Poeciliidae. The record is from RefSeq and is a predicted model, not a curated record. Gene Ontology annotation, biological process: phospholipid translocation.